Podospora pseudopauciseta is the source of this 1185-nucleotide messenger RNA. It is a transcript of the gene emi5, whose product is annotated as Succinate dehydrogenase assembly factor 2 mitochondrial. Gene Ontology annotation, cellular component: mitochondrion. The record is from RefSeq and is a predicted model, not a curated record. The coding region runs from base 1 to 684 and encodes 227 amino acids. Lineage: Eukaryota; Fungi; Ascomycota; Sordariomycetes; Sordariales; Podosporaceae. Gene Ontology annotation, biological process: tricarboxylic acid cycle; protein-FAD linkage; mitochondrial electron transport, succinate to ubiquinone. The transcript has 2 exons.
AUGGCCUCCCUCCGUCCAGCAACCCGCGCCCUGCGCGCCGCCAUCCGUCCCACCACUUCAGUCCUCAGAACCGCCCGCCCCUUCAGCUCGUCCAAGUCCUCCCCCGACCCGGGCUCCCUCCCAAACCACGAACUCGACGUCGGCGAGCUCCAGGGCGCAAAGUUCAAGAUUGAGCCUUUGCGUAGAGUAGGCGAAGAGCCAGACGUCAUGCGCGCCCGUCUUCUCUACCAAUCCCGCAAACGCGGCACCCUCGAAUCCGACCUCCUCCUCUCCACCUUCGCCGCCUCCCACCUCCCCAAGAUGACCCCCGCCCAACUCUCCGAAUACGACCGCUUCCUCGACGAAAACGACUGGGACAUUUACUACUGGGCCACCCAGCCCAACGUCUCCCUUCCCUCCGGCCAAACCCCCCCCUUGGAGGACAGAGCAGUGCACGAGUCCCCCCGACCCGGGGAGUGGGCGCAGACGGUGGGGACGUUCAAGCCCGCGUACCGGCCUGUGCCCAAGAGGUGGGAGGGGAGUGAGAUUCUGGCUUUGUUGAGGGAGCAUGUCCGGGUUAGGAGGGGUGAUCAAUCGGAGCAGGUGAAGGAGGAGCUGGGGCAUCAUGGGGAGGAGGGGCACAGGCAUAAGGAGGUGGAGAGGAAGGGGAUGGGGUUUAUGCCUAGUUUGGAUGAGUCGAGGUGAAAGGGGUAGGUGGAAUUUCGGGAGAAGGGGGGGUUCCUGUUUGGGUGUAAAACAAACCGAAAUAAAGAAGGGGGAUAAAAUGUAACAGUAUGGGUUGUAAGAUCACGUCUGGAUAUGCAGGAAUGGGUACCACUCCCGAAAACGGCAGUGGUAUAUCGGUUGGUUGCGUUUAAGCUCUAAGAUAUGGUCUACACAUACCCCCAACCUUCUCUACGAGAAAGAACGUGCAUUAAAAAUGGAGGACAUGGUAUACCAUCAAGGUGGGAAGACGUCAGUCAGUCAGCUAGCAGCGCAAAAGGGGCAUCAAGAACUGCAGCAGGCUCCAAAGAGAACCAGCCCUGACCCGACAGUUCAUCCCAAUUGACUGACGUUGCCAUGGAUAAUUCCAGGGGCAUUUGACAUAUCCAACUCAGUUUUAUCGACAUAUCCAGACGGUAGAUAGGCUGGCUGGGUUCACCAAGCAGUAUAUACCUCACAUAACGCAGACACGUCCAAAACCAG